Messenger RNA from Culex quinquefasciatus (southern house mosquito), 882 nucleotides. RefSeq lists its product as uncharacterized. The record is from RefSeq and is a predicted model, not a curated record. Bases 215 to 781 code for a protein of 188 amino acids. The transcript has a single exon. Lineage: Eukaryota; Metazoa; Arthropoda; Insecta; Diptera; Culicidae.
ACUACUAUUUUCAAAUUUUUAUUUAUUUUUUUAAUUGUAUUUUUUUAAAUCGUUUGCCAACUUACGUAACCGGAAACUCAAUAAUCACAAAACAGCAAGAGCUCGCGAUCUACGAUCCAACCAUUUCCUCAUGUCUUCAUCACGUGCAACGCUGUCGUAAAGUCAGUUGUUUGUACCAGUUCUAAACCAAUCGUCAACCAAUCGAACGCCAACCAUGACCACGACCAGAUCAACAAUUCUCGCGAUCCUCCUGACCCUCUGGAUUCCCCGCUCCACCGCCGUCAACCUGGAGGUCCAGCUCGAACGCAUCGAACAGGUCGGCGGCGAGUGGUUCGCGGACAUCUCGAAGAUGCGCGUCCGGAAGUUCAACCGGACGGCGUUCGUCCUGGACGGGUCGUACACGCUCUUCCACGACAUCGACGAGGGCUUCGAGAAGUCGGUCCGGGUGGCGUACAGUUCGAUGGGGAACAACCAGUUCAACGAGUACCCGAUGAAGAUGGCCCGCAAGAAGAUCUGCCAGGUGAUGGUCGAGGAGUACGCCGACUUUCAGCACAUCUGGGCGAACUACUCGAACUUGCCGCAGCUGCCGAAGGGCACGACGCGGUUUUGUCCGUUUCCGAAGGGUACGUACUGGGUGAAGGACCUGCAGCCGGAUGCGGGCUGGAUUCCGCCGGUCGUUCCAGCUGGGUUGUGGCGCAUGACGCUGGAGUUUUGGGGUCCGGACAAGGAGUUGAUUGGAGAGUACCGGGCGUAUUUUAGGCUUACGAAGGGGUUGAGGUGAAAUAAAGUUGAUUUUAUUUGAUUUUGUUGCGUUUUAUUUUGAACCCACUGCAAAAAGAAGUACUCAAUAUAGACGCCCUUGUUUACAUUCAUUUCCCUUCC